UCACUUUCACCCCUACUACGAAAAUCCCAACUCGAUAUGCAUAAAUUAAAAUCAUUAUAUGGUUGUUUGUGUUUGUGUUUAUGUUUUGUCAAUCACCGAAAAUCCAAAAACCCAAAUCGACAACACACACAUUUGCAUUCAUUUGCAGCAGCAAUAGCCAGUGGCAGAGGCUACUCACUACACUGUCCUUUUCAAUCUUUUUGUUGAUGGGUUUGCUUGCUUCUGAGUCCUCUUCAAUGGGUUUUCACUUUCUCUGACUCUCUCCAUUAAUUUGACCUAUCAACGCAAAAUGCGUGUGUAAAGAAACCCUAACUGUUACUGUCGGAUUUUCCUUCACAGUUUGUUUUAGCAGGAUUGGAGAGGUUUUAGCUGGAGAAGAAGCGUCAAAAUGUUUGGGUUUUCUCGCAGACGAAUGAAGAUUGGGAGGUUGAAAACUCCACUUUCAGAGUCUGCUCAUGGAACUAGAAGUCCAAUAAGACACCCAAAGCGCAGUGGCAAUUCCAAUGGUGAAGGUGUUACACCUCCAAUUAAUAAUUCUGAUGAACCCAAUUUUCAAUGCUCAUCUGCUGCACCUGAUCUUAAUGAUUGCACUUUGGGGAACUCUGAGAAUUGGAUGGGGCUGUCAAUUGCUGGGGACAAGCCUACACCUCGUUUCAAUCAUGCCGCAGCUGUAAUUGGAAACAAGAUGGUUGUAGUUGGUGGUGAAUCUACAGACGGAAUGUUAGAAGAUGUGCAGGUGCUUAACUUUGACAGAUUCUCCUGGACCACAGCUUCGUCAAAGCUUUACCUUUCACCAACUAAUCUGCCACUAAAGAUCCCUGCAUGCAAGGGUCAUAGUCUGGUUUCUUGGGGGAAAAAGGUGCUUCUCAUUGGAGGGAAAACUGACCCAGCAAGUGACAGAGUUUCAGUAUGGGCAUUUGACACAGAAACUGAGUGCUGGUCACUUAUGGAAGCAAAGGGAGAUGUUCCGGUUGCUCGCAGUGGUCACACUGUAGUUAGGGCAAACUCUGUUUUAAUUCUAUUUGGAGGUGAAAAUGCUAAACGGAAGAAACUCAGUGAUUUACAUAUGUUUGAUUUGAAGUCUUUUACUUGGCUUCCUCUUCAUUGCACAGGACAAGGACCAUCUCCAAGAUCUAACCACGUGGCUACUCUUUAUGGUGAUAAAAUGCUUCUAAUUUUUGGAGGAGCAUCGAAGUCGAAGACUUUGAAUGACAUAUAUUCACUUGACUUUGAGACGAUGAUAUGGUCGAAAAUUAAGAUACGAGGUUUUCAUCCAUCACCCAGAGCUGGCUGUUGUGGAGUCCUGCGUGGAACUAAAUGGUACAUUGCUGGGGGUGGUAGCAGGAAAAAACGACAUACAGAAAUGUUGAUUUUUGAUGUUUUAAAACAAGAGUGGUCUGUUUCUGUUGCAUCUCCUCCAUCUUCUAUCACCACCAACAAGGGGUUUAGCCUUGUGCUCAUGCAGCACAAGGAAAGGGAUUUUCUUGUUGUGUUCGGGGGAUCCAAGAAGGAGCCUUCAAAUCAGAUUGAAGUACUGACCAUGGAAAAGAAUGAAUCAUCUAUAGGCCAGCGAUUAGCUCCCAGUAAAGGUCCAGGAUCUUUACUCUCUGAAAACCGCUUAUCAUCCACAGGAUUGGCUACGCAAUUGAGUACUGGUUCUUUUAAUGGGUCAGUUGAUGCUGUUGCGAAACAAAAUCUGGCAUCUAUAAUUGAGCACCAUGGCUCUGGUAGAAGAUCUUUGUCAGAGUCUUUACUUGUGGAUUCAAAUCCUGUUUCUGGUAAUAUUUCACUCCGCAAGAAAUUUCACGAUGAGGAAGACAGCAUGAUGGCAAAGAGUUCUGAAGAUGGAAGUCCUUCACAGCAGGUAGCAGAGCAGAGAACAAAACAACUUGAUAUGGGUGUUCAGGCUAACAUUACUGGGAAUAAAGUCAAUUCAGAAGAAACAUCUUUAUUUGAAUCUGAUGGUUCGAACACCCACAACAAAGGAAAUGGAAAUCUUCCAACUGAUAAUGAUGAUAUAGUCGUAUUAUUAGAAACUGAUGGUAAAUCAGGAGGACCGUCAGUUCCUUCAAGCAUCUAUCAACUGUAUGGAACAAAAAUGGCUGCCCUAAUAAAAAAGAACGGAAUUUUGGAAGGACAGCUGGCAGUUGCAUUGGCUAGCCGGGAAGCUGCAGAGAAGAACUUAUCUUCUGUUCUCAAGAGCAGACAAGAGAUGGAAAAAAAACUGACAGAUGCGGUCAAGGAGAUGGAAUUGCUGAAAGAGAAGCUGGCUGGAGUUGAGCUGGCACAAGAAGAGGCCAACAACGUAUCAAAUAUUGUCCACUCUGACAAUGUAAGGCUUGAGCAUGAUGUGGCUUUCCUCAAGGCAGUGUUGGAUGAUACACAGAAGGAGUUGCAUUCAACUAGAGGAGUACUUGCGGGAGAAAGGGCAAGGGCACUCCAACUACAGGUUGAAGUUUUCCAUCUGAAACAAAGAUUGCAGUCUGUGGAAACCCGAGCACCAACCCCAAGGAAACCUUUCCAUCAUGUAUAGCACAGAGAUCAAUUCUCCGCGCUGUUAAGGUCAUAUUUUUGUACACGCACAUCAGUUAUGUAUUUAUAAUAUUUUGUAGUAGUAUUUCUUUGUUUAUUAAAGUACUUGAUGUUGGUGCUCCAUAUUGUAAAAUAUAGAUCCAGAACAUGUUUGUUCCUUGUAUCACAAGUCUGUAGAGAUGGCAUUGGCAAUGAAGCUGCAAAUGUACACUUUAGGGAGUUCACUAGUUAUCUUUUUGUUAUAA
Molecule: messenger RNA, 2777 nt
Organism: Camellia sinensis
Lineage: Eukaryota; Viridiplantae; Streptophyta; Magnoliopsida; Ericales; Theaceae
Source: RefSeq, a predicted model, not a curated record